This is a messenger RNA of Arvicanthis niloticus (Nile rat), 1560 nucleotides long. Lineage: Eukaryota; Metazoa; Chordata; Mammalia; Rodentia; Muridae. The record is from RefSeq and is a predicted model, not a curated record.
AUGGACCACAAUAAAGCAAAACUCACCAUCCCAUCUGUGACACAUCUAAAUGCAGGGCGAUAUUCCUGCUACUCUUACACCUCUGCUGGGUGGUCAGAAUCCAGUGACACCCUGGAGCUGGUGGUUACAGGAGUCUACAAAAAACCCACAAUUUCUGCCCUAAAAAGCCCUGUUGUAAACUUAGGAGUGUUUGUGAACAUCUCAUGUACCUCAAAUCAGAUAUUUAACUGGUUCAUUUUAAGAACUGAUGAUCAGAAAAUCUACAGAUCCUUUGGAUUACAAGACCCAUACUCUAUGGCGUCUCUGGCCAGGUUCCAAGUGGGUCCAAUAACUUCUGGACAACGUUGGAGAUUCAGAUGCUAUGGCUAUUGUGAAGAUAAUCCUCAGGUGUGGUCAGAAGCCAGUGACCCAUUGGAGUUCCUCGUCUCAGGGAACCUCCAGAAACCCACCUUGUGGGCUGAGCCAGGUUCUGUGAUCCAGUCAGGGAAUUCUGUGACCAUUUGGUGUGAGGGGACCAUGGAAACCAACAUAUAUUUCCUGUAUAAAGAAGGAAACCCAUCAUACUGGCUCAGACAAACUCCAAAGCAGAUUGGUAACAAGGCCAAGUUCUUCAUUGCAUCCAUGAGAAAGCAUAAUGCAGGGCAAUAUCGCUGUUACUGUUACAAUUCUGGCGGGUGGUCACAGCACAGUGACACACUGGAGCUGAUGGUGACAGAUGUACACCAUGGCAAACCUACUCUUUUAGCCUUUCCCAGUCCUGUGGUGACCUCAAAAGUUAAUGUGACCCUCCAAUGUGUCUCCUCAAAAAAAUAUGAUUGGUUCAUUGUGACUGGGAAAGAUUUGAAGUUCUCCAGGUCCCAGAAGGCACAGUUCAUACACACUGGGAAGUCCCAGGCUCUGUUCUCUGACAUCUCUGUGGAAUCUAGCAAGAAGGGGCCCUUUACAUGUUAUGGAUAUAAUGCAAGUACUCCACAUAUGUGGUCAGAGGCCAGUAACCACCUGGAGAUAUAUGUUUCAGGGUUGUCAAGGAAGCCCUCCCUGCUGAACCACCAAGGCCCUGUUCUGGCCCCUGGAGGGGACCUAACACUCCAGUGUUCCUCUGAGACCAGUUAUGACAGAUUUGCUCUAUCCAAAGAGGGUAGAAGUGACCUCACACAGCUCUCUGUCAAUCAGUUACAGACUGGACAAUAUUAUGCCAACUUCACCUUCAGUUCUGUAGAUUUCUCUACCGCUGGACAAUAUAGAUGCUACGGUGCAUCCAGAUUUUCUUCUGAGUGGUCAUCCCCUAGUGUUCCUCAAGACAUCCUGGUCACAGGACAUCCUCAUAUCACACCCAAUCUGUCAGUGCAUCCAGGCACCAUUGUGUCCUCAGGAGAGAAUGUGACCCUUCUCUGUCAAUCAUCAAUCCCAGUGGACACUUUCUUUCUGUUCAAGGAUGUUCCUUUGAUUGGGACCAUCCAGGCAGAUAUAGAUGGGUACAAUGGAGAUGAUGUGCAUGAAGAGAUCAUAACCAGAUUUGGCUGUAGUGUCAGCACAGACACAGCUGAGGGAAUAGAAUGA